AUGUCCACGGGUAUAGGCUCCUUCAUUGCAGGCGGCAUCGCAGGAUGCGGCGCCGUCACCGUCACGCACAGCUUCGAGACCGUCAAAAUCCGAUUACAGCUCCAGGGGGAGCUACAGUCGAAGAAGGACGCGCCCCGACUAUACCGAGGCGUCUUACACGGUGCAAGUGUGAUAUUGAAGAAUGAAGGGAUGAGGGGUCUACUACGAGGGCUGAGCUGCGGAUACAUCUACCAAAUGACCCUCAACGGCUGCCGCCUCGGUUUCUACGAGCCCCUCCGCAAAAGCCUCACCACCGCCCUCUUCAAAGAUCCCAACGUACAGUCCUUCGGCGUCAACAUCUUCUCCGGCGCCGCAUCCGGCAUCCUCGGCGCCGCGGCCGGCUCGCCCUUCUUCCUCGUAAAGACGCGGCUGCAAUCCUACUCCCCUUUCCUACCCGUCGGCACGCAGCACCACUACCGCAGCGCAUGGGACGGGCUGUCGACGAUCUACCGGAACGAAGGCGUUAAGGGGCUGUAUCGCGGCGUGGGACCGGCAAUGGUGCGGACAGGGUUUGGCAGCUCGGUGCAGCUGCCCACUUAUUUUUUCGCGAAAAGGCGGCUGGUCAAGCAUCUGGGCAUGGAGGAGGGCCCGGCGCUGCAUCUUGCGAGCAGUGCGGCUAGCGGAGUCGUGGUCUGCUGCGUCAUGCAUCCGCCGGAUACGGUCAUGUCGCGCAUGUACAACCAGACUGGGAACCUGUACAGCGGCGCGUUUGACUGCUUGUUCCGUACUAUCAAGACGGAGGGGGUGUUGGCCGUGUAUAAGGGGUUCUUCGCACACUUGGCUAGGAUAUUACCGCAUACGGUCUUGACACUUAGUCUGGCAGAACAGACAAAUAAAAUAAUGCGCCGGAUAGAGGACCGUGUCCUUUCGAAGCCUCUAAAAGAGAAACUCUGA
This is a messenger RNA of Coniosporium apollinis CBS 100218, 933 nucleotides long. RefSeq lists its product as uncharacterized. Lineage: Eukaryota; Fungi; Ascomycota; Dothideomycetes. Bases 1 to 933 code for a protein of 310 amino acids. The transcript is spliced from 4 exons. The record is from RefSeq and is a predicted model, not a curated record.